AUGCUGCGGCAGCUACAACUGCGAAGGAGCGGUCACCCGGUGGGAAUUGACGAGUGCCUAUCAGAGCGAAUCCCCUUCCAACAUAUCCACAGUCAACAUUGCGAGCACGGAUCAACCCCGUCUAAAACUCCACCUGCUCCCUCCGCAAACGUCCCCCUCCUCAUUCUCACACGAACCGCCGCGGCGGCGGCCACCACAGCGGCCGCCGUCGGUCACACUCCUGAUGCUUCAACCGGCGUCGCCGAACUCGCCAUAAUCAUCCCUGCCUAA
Spirometra erinaceieuropaei is the source of this 270-nucleotide messenger RNA. The record is from the annotation of a GenBank genome assembly. NCBI's taxonomy places the organism in Eukaryota, Metazoa, Platyhelminthes, Cestoda, Diphyllobothriidea, Diphyllobothriidae.